AUGUAUCCUUUCCAGCGCCAAGCCUCGGCCCCAGAAAAGAUUCCAGUACGCAUGAACCAAAUAUGCGGGCUCUUCUACUUGGGCGCCAAUAACAACAAGCAGUUCUUGCCACUUGUCGACAUUGUGGCUCACACCACCAUCCUCUCGACCACCUCGAGGACAACUCUCACCCAGACGUACUUCAACCCGUCCGAGCGCGACCCCAUUAAGGAGGUCCAGUACACCUUCCCCCUCUACGAGGGUGUCAGUGUCGUUGGAUUUACCUGCCGCAUCGGCAACCGAAUCAUUGUUGGUCAGGUCAAGGAACGGGAAAAGGCCAAGAAAGUCUUCCAUGACGCGGUCGCUCAAGGCAAACAAGCUAUUCUUCUAGAACAGCUUUCAAAUGCUUCAGAUAUCUUCACUACCACUGUAGGAAACAUUGCACCAGGAGCGAACAUCGUCGUGGAGAUCACAUACCUGGGGGAGCUGAAGCACGAUGCUGCAGUCGAUGGUAUCCGAUUCACCAUUCCUACCGUCAUCAUGCCCCGUUACGGAGACCAUCCAGUUGAUAUCGCUAAAGGAUACCUUCAGCCACCAUCCGAGGGACGCAUCCAGAUUACGGUGGAUGUGGCCAUGGAGCAGGCUAGCGUGAUCCAACAGAUCCAAUCUCCCAGUCACCCUAUUGCCGUAUCCCUGGGGACGACCUCGCUUGCACCUAACGCCGAGCCGGUGAUGUCAAAGGCGUCUGCGACCCUCAGCCUUGGGAGCGCGGGACUGGAGAAAGACUUUGUGAUCCAGGUAGUCACAAAGGACAUCGGCAUGUCGACAGCCAUCCUCGAGACCCACCCGACCAUCCCCAACCACCGAGCACUGAUGGCCACCUUGGUCCCGAGGUUCUUGCUCCCACCAGAGAGGCCCGAGAUCGUGUUUAUCUGCGAUCGCAGCGGCAGCAUGUCCGGCUCGAGGAUCGAACUCGUCAAAUCGGCCCUGAAGGUCUUCCUCAAGAGCCUUCCCGUUGGCGUCAAGUUUAACAUCUGCUCCUUUGGCGGCACAUACUCGUUUCUGUGGGGCAAGAGCCAGACAUACGACCAGAGCACCUUGAAGCAGGCCGAGAAGUACGUGGAGCGCAUGAAUGCGGACAUGGGGGGCACAGAGAUGUUGAAGCCAAUCAAGGCGACGCUGAAGCAGCGGUACAGGGACAUCUCGCUCGAGGUCAUGCUGCUCACCGAUGGCGAGAUCUGGGACCAACAGAAGCUGUUCUCGUAUCUGAACGAGCAGGUGAUCGAGAGCAAGGUUCCCAUCCGGGUGUUCACUCUCGGCGUUGGCAACGAUGUCUCCCAUGCGCUGAUCGAGGGCGUGGCCAAGGCUGGGAACGGGUUCUCGCAGGUCGUUGGCGAGGGAGAAAGGAUGGAGAAGAAGAUUGUUCGCAUGCUGAAGGGAGCACUCUCGCCUCAUGUUGUGGAUUAUUCUCUCGAGGUCAAAUACGUCGACGAAAACCGGAUGACCGACACGGAUGAGGAUGACUUUGAGCUGGUGGAGAAGGUUGCGGACAGCCUGACGGUCAAGCUGGAUCUAUCAGGCGACAAGCGGACCGAUCCCGAGCCAUCUUCAGAGAAGCAGAAGAAGCCCAUAUCCUUCUUCGACAUGUCGGUCGACCUCGACAAGGAUGCAUCCAACCACGACGAGACCGGACAAAGGAGAUACGCACAUCUACCUCCGCUAGCACCCCCGAAGCUACUCCAGGCGCCCCACAUCAUUCCGCCGCUCUUCGCGUUCAAUCGGACCAGCGUCUAUCUCCUCAUGGGCCCAGAGUGCAGCCAUCUGAAACCAAAGUCCGUGGUGCUGCGCGGGGUAUCGGCGCAUGGUCCCCUCGAGCUUGAGAUCCCGAUCCAAGUGCUCGAGACCCCAGGCGAGACCAUCCACCAGCUCGCAGCCAAGAGAGCGAUUGCGGAGCUGGAGCAGGGCCGAGGCUGGAUCACUCAGGCCAAGGACGAAGACGGUGUGCUUAUCAAGUCCAAGCACGAGAGCCAGUUCGAGCACAUGGUCGAGCGAGAAGCGGUCCGUCUUGGCGUUCAGUUCCAGGUUGGAGGCAAGUGGUGUUCGUUCGUGGCUGUUGACAGUGAACAGGACGGGGACAAAGCAAAAGAACCGGAGUUGCUCAAUGUCCUGAGUGCUGCUCCGGAAGCGCCGCCAGCGCCACCAAUUUACAGAGCAUUCCAAGCCUCAGUCCUACAUGCACAUCCUUCUCCUCCUCCACUAGGGAUGAUGGCUUAUACUAAUUCUAUUCCACACCAGCACACGCCGACCUUUGGGGCUCAAAUGGUGGCGUCUCCAGUGCUGUCGAGCUAUGCACCGCCAAUGCACGCAUCCUCCUUUAAAUCGGCUUCUAAAUCUAGAUCGAUACCUCAUAUACAUCAGAGCACGCACAUCCAGCAACAGCAACAGCAACAACAACAGCAACAGCAACAGCAGCGACUAUUCAGAAUGCAUCAAAGCCCAGCCCGGGGGUUUGGAUCGGUGCAGCCUCAGAGUUGUUCCCCUUCUAGUUUCAGAUCGGCGGCGCUGCCACAGUUUGAGACGUCAGCGGACGACGACGAGGAGAUAUCGGAUGUUAAAAUUGGCUCCCUGACUGCACAAAGCUCGGCCUUGGCCCAAUCUGCUCGGUCCAUAGCAAAGGAGCUCGUGCCUCAAUCAGCGAUCUCACGCGCGCCGACCAAGGAGACAUCGGGAAUGAAACGUAAAAAGGUAACAGGGAAACCACUCUUUGGUAGCCCCUCAGGCAGCAGUAACAACAACACACUCUUUGGCAGUGCUCCGACCAGCAGCACCGCACUGUUUGGCAGUCCUGGAGGUAAUAGUUUUGGCGGUAGUCCCGUAGGUCUCUUCGGAAGCACUGCAGGCGGUGGAAGCAGCAGUGGUAGCAAUUUGAUUGCCGCAGUGAAACCAGCAGCGCCUCAGGGCGGUGCAGCGACCUUGGCAUACUUGGUCGACUUGCAGACAUUUGAGGGAUCCUGGGCGUGGCGGUCGGAAAUGUUGAAGUCUCUCAAUGUUGCAGUGGCAGAUGCAGAUAAGAUAGCUAAGGAUAACGGAUGGGAUGUCAGGAUCAUGGCGACAGCACUGGCGGUCGUGUACUUUGAAAAGAAACUAGCCAAGGACAAGGAUACCUGGGAGCUGGUGGUCGAGAAGGCGAAGGACUGGAUGGAGCAGCAGAUCGGACACGAUGGCGUAGAAGUGGUCUUAAAGAAAGCCGCAGAACUGGUCGCACCGGGCACACCCUGA
This is a messenger RNA of Gamsiella multidivaricata, 3258 nucleotides long. Its product is annotated as von Willebrand factor type A domain-containing protein. NCBI's taxonomy places the organism in Eukaryota, Fungi, Mortierellomycota, Mortierellomycetes, Mortierellales, Mortierellaceae. The coding region runs from base 1 to 3258 and encodes 1085 amino acids. The record is from RefSeq and is a predicted model, not a curated record. The transcript is spliced from 3 exons.